Messenger RNA from Schistosoma margrebowiei, 2491 nucleotides. The record is from the annotation of a GenBank genome assembly. Lineage: Eukaryota; Metazoa; Platyhelminthes; Trematoda; Strigeidida; Schistosomatidae.
AUCUCAGAGUAUGUAACGUGAUCACGCACAUCACACGUGAAUAAGUGAUUGGCUAUUUGAUUUGAUUUACUACUCAAUGUUUUCAAUUUCAUUUUGCAUAGCCAAUAAAGAUUGUGUUUACAGACAUCCAUCUUCAUCAGCUGCUAAUCAAAAUAUAAAGAAUACACAGUGAACUAUUAUGGAACAAAUUUGUAAAAAACAACAUAUUUUUAUGUAGUUUAAUCAAGCACAUGAAAUAGGAAAGUCUAUUAAAGUGAAUAUAUGAAAACUACCAGAACAAUUUCAAUAGCCAAAUUCUAACAAACUCACGCAACAGUUUACUUGUGAUCAUGACUGACUCCAAGCAUAAGUCACUGAAAAUUAGGGUAAUUGGUUUACUUGUAAUCAUAACAGUGACUUUAUAUCUUGCUGUUGAGUUAAAUCUGUUUAUCUCUGAUCAGUAUGUGUUUUAUAGCGCUGUCACUGAACAAGGUCUUCCCUACUACACAAAGAAGGAAAGACAACGAUAUAAAAACAUAUCAGAUGUGGAUAAAUAUAAACUGAAGUUGGCUCAGAAAAAGACUGCAACUCUUGAAGCGGCUUCAAACUCAGUUCGUAUAACAAUAGGAUUGAUUACCACUUUAUUAGUGGGUUAUUUGUCUGAUCGAUACGGUCGUCGAGCAGCGUUUGGAAUUUUAUUAGUCGGUGAGGUCUUGCAUGUUGGUUUAACCGGUCUUAUUGUGUUGUUGAAGCUGAAUAUGUGGCUGAUUUUACUCCCUGGACUUUUGGAAGCAAUUUUCGGUGGUGGUCUUUUAUCACUCUUUGCUCAGGUUGCCACAAUCCAAGUAGACGUUUGUCAUCUAUCCAUGAAGUAUUCAACCGAAAAAACAGAUAAAAAGAAUGUAAAGUCCUUUGAUAAACAAAUGUGGAUAUUAUUUACGAUUUUCGAUGGAAUAGCUGCCUUAUGCGUAUCAGCAGGAUCACCGAUUGGAGGAGCUUUAAUCUAUCACUAUGGAUUUCAAGUAGCCAUGUUCACAUCACUAGGUUUACUUGUUCCAAGCUUAAUUUUAAUAUUCUGUUUACCCGAAACGAAUAAAAACAAAAAGAAAUCAAGUGUUGUACAGGACGAAGAGCCUUUUGAAAAAGUUAACAACUAUGAUCCAAAUGAAGAUACUCGUAGUAUACAAAUAGAAUUCAAAAAGACGUUAAAAAGUAGAGUUACAGAUGCAUUUCAACGUCUGAAAAAUUUAGAUCCUAUGGUGAUUAUGAUUCUGUCAAUGGUUCUACUUGGUUCAGUGUCAGCUUUGGCGGACUUACAGUAUGUUGCUGUUUAUUUAAUGGGACCUCCAUUCUUGUGGAGUCCGGAAACCGUUGGACUAUAUUCUGGUGUAACUGAUGUGACAUCAGCUUUCCUAUCAAUUAUCUGUACUAUUCUAAUUAUCAAAUUUGACGAAAAGCGAAAGGCCAGAGCUCUCAAAGAACAAAAUACCACAAACAGCAAUGAACGAAAUCAUUAUACACGUCAAAUGCAUUUACUAAUUACAGUUUUUGCUGCAUCAGUUAUAAUGUUAAUAGUGAAUCGUUCAGUAGUCGGAGUAGCUUAUCGAUUUUCACUACCAACUGCGAAUAUUUUAAUUUAUAUCGCUUCUAUUCCCAGAUUGAUGAAAAGCUUCCUUGUUCCAAUAAUUCGAACAAUGCUUUCCAUUAGUGUUCAUGCAAGUAUACAAGGCAUUAUGCAAUCGAUUGCCGCAUUUGUUUCUCGAAUCGGUUUACUCAUCAGUUUAACAGCACUUCCUGCAAUAUAUGCUGGAACAGUACUGACAUUUCCAGGAACAGUAUUCAUCGUAGUUGUCAUAAUAAUGGCAGUAACACUCAUUAUUGACUUAUUAUUACCAUUCGUGAUGAAGAAACAAAAUUCCAAACUAAAAGAUGCUGAAUUAAACAAUCUUCAUAAUGUAAAAGAAGGCGAAGUAUGAGAAGUGACAAAAUCAGAUGAUAUUGUCAAUUAUAUUGGAGAUAUGUUUUAAUAAUUUAAUAAAUUAUCAAUAAAAUUCACUAAUUGUAAUUAUUUAAUUCAAAACGUAUAUACUAGAAUAUUACGUCAAGUAUUAUUUCAAAGAACAUUUCAUUAUACUGAAUCAUCUAUUGAAAUUGUAUUAAAAUUAUUUAUCUUUCUAGAAAUGAUGAUACGUCUGAUGCCAUGAAUAUGAUUGAUUACGUAAAUAUAUUGAGUUACUUGUCAAAUAGUCAGAAUUUUUGUUACUUUUCUAUGUAGACAAUGAUAUUGAUUCUAUCAUAAGACAUUGAAUUGUAGUAAUCUCAAUAAAAUAAUAAUUAAAGGUUUAUUCGAUGGUAAAUAGUUUACAUAAAUAUAACUUUCAAUGAUAUAAUUCAUUAAUAAAAUAUUCAAAGCCUCUUGUAAAUAAGCUUAUAAGAACCAUAAUUCAUAUUAAAGCCAAUGUAAUGUAAUGUUUUAUUUUAAGCAAAAAUAGCUUUCUUACAUCUUGAUUUG